GUCGAGCAGCGGACGUCGGGAGCUAAACUCCAGAGGCUCACUUCAGCUCAACACACUCCCGGUUAGCUUAACGAUGAGUCGGACGGGGACGCUGGAUCGGAUGGAGCUGUGUGGAAGCCUCCUGACGUGGAUCCAGACUUUUGGAGUGGAGGCUCCAUGUAAGACAGUGGAUGACUUGACGAGUGGCAUCGUCAUGGCCCAAGCUCUACAGAAAAUAGAUAUAGUGUAUUUCAGUGACGCUUGGAUUGGUAGAAUCAAGCCAGAGGUCGGGGACAACUGGAGGUUAAAGAUCAGCAAUCUAAAGAAAAUUUUGAAAGGCGUCAUCGACUAUAACCAGGAGAUCCUAGGCCAGCACAUUAAUGACUUCACACUACCAGAUGUUAACCUCAUCGGAGAACACUCUGACCCAACAGAGCUGGGGAGGAUGCUGCAGCUCAUACUGGGCUGUGCUGUCAACUGUGAGCAGAAACAAGAAUACAUCCAGACCAUAAUGAUGAUGGAGGAGUCGGUGCAGCACGUUGUCAUGACAGCCAUCCAAGAGCUGAUGAGUAAAGAGACUCCGGUGACGGGAGGAAAUGAAUCGUAUGUGGAUCUAGACAGACAGCUGAAAAAAACGGCUGAGGAGCUGAACGAUGCUUUGUCUACGAAGGAGGAGAUCGCUCAGAGGUGUCGUGAGCUGGACAUGCAGGUGGCAGCGCUGCAAGAGGAGAAGAGCAGUUUACUCGCAGAAAACCAGGUCAUGAUGGAGAGACUCAACCAGUCGGACUCCAUAGAGGACAUCAACAGCCCAGCUGGACGCAGACACCUCCAGCUGCAGACACAACUCGAGCAACUACAGGAGGAAACGUUCAGGUUGGAGGCGGCAAAAGAUGACUACCGGAUACGGUGUGAGGAGCUUGAUAAAGAACUGAUUGAUGUAAAGUCACAGAAUGAAGAGCUUGUGUCACUGGCUGAUGAAGCCCAGUCUCUUAAGGAUGAGAUGGAUGUUUUACGGCAUUCAUCAGACAAAGUCUCCAAACUGGAGGGGACAGUGGAACACUACAAGAAGAAGCUGGAGGACAUGGGACUUCUGAGGAGACAGAAUAAGUUGAUGGAGGAGAAGAACACAGUGUUAAUGCAAACCAACGUCGGUUUGGAAGAAGAGCUACGAAAGGCAAAUGCCACCAAGGGCCAGCUGGAGACUUACAAGAGACAGGUGGUUGAACUUCAGAACAGACUUUCGGAAGAGUCUAAAAAGGCCGACAAGAUGGAGUUCGAGUACAAACGUGUCAAAGAGAAAGUGGACUCCCUACAAAAAGAAAAAGAUCGUAUGCGGACGGAGAGAGACUCGCUGAAGGAGACGAUUGAGGAGCUGCACUGUGUCCAGGCUCAGGAGGGACAGCUUACAUCUAGUCUCUUCCCAUUGGUCAGCAACGACGGCUCAGAUUCGCUGGCUGCUGAGAUCACAACCCCAGAGAUUCGAGAACAUUUGAUUCGUCUUCAGCAUGAGAACAAGAUGCUGAAGUUGGCCCAGGAGGGAUCAGACAACGAGAAGAUCACUCUGCUGCAGAGUCUACUGGAGGACGCAAACAGAAGAAAGAACGAGCUGGAGACGGAGAACAGGUUAAUCAAUCAGCGCUUGAUGGAGGAACAGGGUCAGGUGGAGGAGCUGCAAAAGUCUCUUGAGGAACAGGGCUCCCAAGCAGAUGAUUCUUCGAUUCUGAAAAAGAAAUAUGAGCAGCACAUGGAGAAAGUACGAGACCUGAACAAUGAGUUACUGAAGAAAAACACCUUCAUCGAUGAGAUGGAGCCUAAAUACAGCGCCAGCAGUCAGCGAGUGGAUGAUCUGGAAGAGGCCUUGAAAAAGAAAGAUGAAGACAUGAAGCAGAUGGAGGAGAGAUAUAAGAAAUACCUGGAAAAAGCCAAGAGUGUGAUCCGGACCCUGGACCCCAAACAAAACCAGGGUUCAGGUCCUGAGGUCCAGGCCCUGAAGAACCAGCUGCAGGAGAAGGAGAGGAUGUUACACUCACUGGAGAAGGAGAUGGACAAGACAAAGACCCAGAGGGAUUACGAGGAGAAACUGAUUGUUUCAGCCUGGUACAAUAUGGGCAUGACUAUCCAGAAGAAGGCGGCUGAAGACCGACUUGCCAACACCGGCUCCGGUCAGUCCUUCCUGGCCCGGCAGAGACAAGCCACCAGCUCCCGCCGCUCCUACCCCGGCCACGUCCAGCCAGCUACCUCAAGGUAGAAAGGCAACGGGGGCAGAAACAGCACCGCGACAAACUACCUUUCAGAUCCGCUGAACUUGGCUGAGGCUCACUAUCUCCACUCAGUUCUUGAUUUCCUCCUUUCUGUCAAUUGAUUGUCUUCUUUCCCUUCUUGAUCAGAUCCAUGAGGUAGAGAUCCCGGGAACUCCCCAAAACUUGCACCUCUUUUCCCCUGACUAAGCAUAUUUUACUCCACUGAUGCCAGGCUUCUACCAUUUUUGAACCCCCGGCAUAUUCAAUAGGAUCUGACUCACCCCAAACCCCCCCUUCUUUCUCCCUUUCAACCACUGACCUUCUUCAACCUGUACUUUGUGGCAAACCUUUGCCGGGGAGGCAGUUUCGCCCCCCCAGGGGUGGGAGGAGUUGCAUCUCCUCCGUCAUGUCUGUUGGGAGGAACCGCUCUACCUGUUCAUGCAGUCUUUAUGCACAUCUCUACCUGUGAUAACGUUUGAGGCUCAUCUUGUUUUGUGACCCGAGUUGGCAGAUUUUCUGUUUCGUGUUAACUGUGUUUUAACUCUUGUGAUGUAGCUUUAAGAAGCUAACAGCAAAUAUCAGUCACACGUGUCCAUGUUUCAUUUGAUUUGUUUCAGAAGGUUGCUCCUUUGUUUUAUCAAUGUGUUAUAGAGCAACAAAUGCACAGAGGCAUAGGAAGAUGUGUGAUUAUCACAUGCAAAUGUUUAAUUUGAUUUUAACAUUUUCUGAUUGAUUUGGUUUGAAAAACAAAACGCAGUUUGUCUUGUAACAGACGUAAUUGUGAAAGGAUUAUUUUUCUCCCAAGGGAAAAAGAAAGAAGGCUGUUUGAGAAAGUUCAAUCCAGGGCUCAGUAGAGAUCAGUGUGUUAACUGUGUUUACGGCUUCUCAUUGUGUGCGGAGCCGACGUCCAGCAAAGUGAGAAAUGCUUCCGUUCACAUGUUUUUAGCAUCACCAGCAUUUACCAGGUUGUCUCAGACAACACCUUGUGUGCCAUAGUUUAUUGUCCUCGACACACGGUCGGUUUCACCUCAUACAUAGGAAGACAUGUGGUCAAAGGAAAAUCUCGUCUUGAGGUUAAACAGAUUGUGAAUUUCAGAUCCUCGUACUGUCCGGUUGAAACAGGAUUUAGAUUAUAAAUCUCCCUUGAUGCCAAUAAGUCACCAAAGAGAAGGUGUUCAAACCAUAUUGCACAGCAGAGCUACUUCCCAUAUCGUCUUAGAAUCAUUGUUAUAGUAGAAAAGGUUUGUCAUGGUGUUGGGCGCUGUGGUUAAUGUUUUUGUCUUUAUCGCCUAAAGCUCUUUUCUACGUGUAUUGCACGUGAUUUGUCAUCCCAAAUUAUUUGUAUGCGUUUUUUUUUGGUUUCCAUAGCGUGUUCUAAAAGACGUCAACACAAUAAUUCGCUAGCUGUGAAUUUUCAGGGCAUUUUCCUGCUGCGUUGUCACAUGGGUUCACUCAGACACUCUCCUGACAUUUUAUCAGGGGCCUGCUAAGUUCCGCUGAAAGUCCGGAGCAACUGACUCUCUCACGUACAGCCCCUCUGGAAAAUUCCAGGAAAGUGUCCAGUGCAUGUAACCUGUUGUCUUCUGUUGGACCUGCUGAGGCGUUGACUCUAGCUUCUGUCUUCUGACUGUCAUGUCUCUCUCUCUCCUCCUCUAACAGCAAUGUCACUGCAUGACCGCUGCACCACUGACCCGGCCGAGCGAGCGCCGAGCGAGCGGCAGAGGCUCUCCAUGCAUGAACCCCCCGCCCGCCUGCCGUUUGCAUGACUUUGCAUUGACUCCAGCCUGCGAAUAACCAGCACCGCAGCAUGAGCACUAACAACCCCCCCCCCCUCUGCAGUGUCAUGCGUUGUAACCUUCAACACGAGCCGGAGGAGGGAUGUGGUCGGGAAAAAAGAAAACCCUCACCCUCCUUCCCCAGUUCACCGUUUUCCACCCUUCUGGCAAAUGCUCCCUCGCUCCUCUUGUUCCCCUGCUCUUUGUUAUCCUCUCCAU
Limanda limanda (common dab) is the source of this 4213-nucleotide messenger RNA. RefSeq names its product hook microtubule-tethering protein 3 (gene hook3). Bases 74 to 2227 code for a protein of 717 amino acids. The record is from RefSeq and is a predicted model, not a curated record. Gene Ontology annotation, biological process: cytoplasmic microtubule organization; cytoskeleton-dependent intracellular transport. Lineage: Eukaryota; Metazoa; Chordata; Actinopteri; Pleuronectiformes; Pleuronectidae. The transcript is spliced from 23 exons. Gene Ontology annotation, cellular component: centrosome; cytoplasm. Gene Ontology annotation, molecular function: microtubule binding; dynein light intermediate chain binding.